This is a messenger RNA of Gongylonema pulchrum, 372 nucleotides long. The record is from the annotation of a GenBank genome assembly. Lineage: Eukaryota; Metazoa; Nematoda; Chromadorea; Rhabditida; Gongylonematidae.
AUGUCAGGAAUAGAGCUGCUCAGCCAAUUCAAGCGAGAUGAAAAUAAGAAUCUCGAAAAAUCUCAAGCACCCUUCGCUGUAUCAGUUGAUUCUGAAAAGGUGGAUCACUGCAGCAAAGCUAAUAAUUCUGCUGGUCAGUCCGCACCUGAGCAAACUAUUGUUGAGCGUCGUUCUGAAAAAUCUAUCCCUUCAAUCUCGGCGAAGAGCGGCAAGCAGGAAAAAGAGAGUGAACAACCGAUGGAUUAUCUGGCCAGAAAACUGCAACUCUGUAGAAAGCAAUUCUCGAUGGCAACACAGUCACAAAAUCUUCUAGCUUCCGGUAAUAAUGUUGUCGAUGUGCUGUUCAAUGGCCCAAGUGAUUUUAAAGUGUAA